UGGCAAUGAUAAUGGCACUGCUGAUGGUGAUGAUGAUAAUGACGAUGAUGAUAAUGAUGACCAUGAUGAGGCAGGCGAGGAAGCUAAGGUAGAGGUGAAAGUGGUAGAAGAGGAGGAAGAAGAAGAGCAGGAAGAUGAUGAGGAGGAGUAUGACAGCAAAGCAGUGGAGGAUCCUACAGAUGAGGACAGCUCAGCAUCCUUCCUUCAUUCACUUUCAGAGACAUCAAUCAAUGAGGGAUUGGAUGAAUCCUUCUGUUUCCAAGAUGAUACCGAUGACUCAUUAGAUUCUGCCUCCUAUAAUGGGGAGGAAGAUGAACGUCUGUACAGCACUGAGAAGCAUGCACAAUCACUAGAGCCUACAUCAAUGGAUGCACUUGAUCCAACUGAAAUCCAAUCAGAACCUGAACAGGGAGCUACCAUGGGAAUAGGUCAAACUGAACCUUUGCACACACAAUUGAGCACAGACAAAUUAGUGGAUCACCCUAAAACCACCUGUCUUUCUGAAGACAUUGGUGACCACCCCAAAGACAACAGUAUAGAACCCAAAUUUCUGGAUGCACCUAAACCCCCUGAACCGCAAUCAGACCCUGAACUGGAAUCUGACAGUGAAAUAGGUCAGACAAAUCCUUUGCACACACAAGUGAGCACAGCAGGACCAGUGGAUCACCAGAAACUGUCUUGUCAUUCAGAAGCAAUUUCCUCUCAUCCAGAGUCCUUCAGCAACCUGAAUGAGAGUGGGAGUGAGAGUGAGAUCAUGGAUAUCUCUGCCUCUUCUAACCCUCCUGAGCAGCCUAAAGACAGCCCUCAAUUUAGCCCUUGUCCUACUCCUGUUGUUGUUGGAAUAGGUCAAACUGAACCUUUGCACACACAACCGAGCACAGACAAAUUAGUGGAUCACCCUCAAACCACCUGUCUUUCUGAAGACAUUGCUGCCCACCCCAAAGACAACAAUAUAGAACCCAAAUCUCUGGAUGCACCUAAACCCCCUGAACCCCAAUCAGACCCUGAACUGGAAACUGACAGUGGAAUAGGUCAGACAAAUCCUUUGCACAUGCAAGUGAGCACAGCAGAACUAGUGGAUCACCAGAAACUGUCCUGUCAUUCAGAAACAAUUUCUCCUCAUCCAGAGUCCUCCAGCAACCUGAAUGAGAGUGGGAGUGAGAGUGAGAUGAUGGAUAUCUCUGCCUCAUCUAACCCGCUUGAGCAGCCUAAAGACAGCCCUCAUUUUAGCCCUUGUCCUACUCCUGUUGUUGUUGGAAUAGGUCAAACUGAACCUUUACACACACAAUUGAGCACAGACAAAUUAGUGGAUCAUCCUCAAACCAGCUGUCUUUCUGAAGACAUUGCUGCCCACCCCAAAGACAACAAUAUAGAACCCAAAUCUCUGGAUGCACCUAAACCCCCUGAACCCCAAUCAGACCCUGAACUGGAAACUGCCAGUGGAAUAGGUCAGACAAAUCCUUUCCACACACAAGUGAGUGCAGCAGAACCAGAGGAUCACCAGAAACUGUCCUGUCAUUCAGAAGUAAUUUGUCCUCCUCCAGAGUCCUCCAGCAAUCUGAAUGAGAGUGAGAAUGAGAGUGAGAGUGAGAUGAUGGAUAUCUCUGCCUCUUCAAACCCUCUUGAGCAGCCUAAAGACAGCCCUCAUUUUAGCCCUUGUCCUACUCCUGUUGUUGGAAUAGGUCAAACUGAACUUUUGCACACACAACUGAGCACAGAAAAAUUAGUGGAUCCCCCUAAAACCACAUGCCUUUCUGAAGACCCUGAACCGGAAUCAGCCAAUGGAAUAGGUCAGAUAAAUCCUUUGCACACGCAAGUGAGCACAGCAGAACCAGUGGAUCACCAGAAACUGUCCUGUCAUUCAGAAGCAAUUUCUCCUCAUCCAGAGUCCUCCAGCAACCUGAGUGAGAGUGAGAGUGAGAGUGAGAUGGUGGAUAUCUCUGCCUCUUCUAACCCUCUGGAGCAGCCUGAGCAGCCUAAAGACAGCCCUAAUUUUAGCCCUUGUCCCACUCCUGUUGUUGUUGAAAUAGGUCAAAAUGAACCUUUGCACACACAACUGAGCACAGACAAAUUAGUGGAUCACCCUAAAACCACCUGUCUUUCUGAAGCCAUUGAUGACCACCCCAAAAACAUCGAUAUAGAACCAAAAUCUCUGGAUGCACCUAAACCCCCUGAACCCCAAUCAGAUCCUGAACUGGAAUCUGCCAGUGGAAUAGGUCAGACAAAUCCUUUGCACACACAAGUAAGCACAGCAGAACCAGUGGAUCACCAGAAACUGUCUUGUCAUUCAGAAGCAAUUUCUUGUCAACCAGAGUCCUCCAGCAACCUGAGUGAGAGUGGGAGUGAGAGUGAGAUGAUGGAUAUCUCUGCCUCUUCUAACCCUCUGGAGCAGCCUAAAGACAGCCUUCAUUUUAGCCCUAGUCCCACUCCUGUUGUUGAAAUAGGUCAAACUGAACCUUUGCACACACAACUGAGCACAGACAAAUUAGUGGAUCACCCUCAAACCACCUGUCUUUCUGAAGACAUUGCUGCCCACCCCGAAGACAAUGAUAUAGAACCCAAAUCUCUGGAUGCACCUAAAUCCCCUGAACCCCAAUCAGACCCUGAACUGGAAUCUGACAGUGGCAUAGGUCAGACAAAUCUUUUGCACACACAAGUGAGCACAGCAGAACCAGUGGAUCACCAAAAACUGUCCUGUCAUUCAGAAGCAAUUUCUUGUCAACCAGAGUCUUCAAGCAACCUGAAUGAGAGUGGGAGUGAGAGUGAGAUAAUGGAUAUCUCUGGCUCUUCUAACCCUCCUGAGCAGCCUAAAGACAGCCCUCAUCUUAGCCCUUGUCCCACUCCUGUUGUUAUUUGUGCUCUGCCUGAUCCUGCUGCUGAGUUCCACACCUGUCCUCCUUCUGCAACUUCCACAAAGGACACUACAGACCUUAGUGGUUCAGAUCUUCCAGAGGAAUUGGCUGAGGAAAAUAUCCAGCUGAAAGAUGUUGAUUUGGAACAGAGCAAUGAUUAUUCAGGUGAGGAAUCUGAACAUGAACCAGAAAGAGACUCUUUCAAAUUGCUCAUCAAGCCCCGUCAUUAUCAACCAGGAAGCCAUGGGACUGCAGGAGCAAGUAGACUUGUAUUACCAAAGUCCUUCUCCAAUAAAUCUGAUGUGCCUGGAGGGGCAGAGGCCAUGUGUAGGUCCAGUAUUCACGGGGAGUCUGACAUUGAGCUUGACCAAAAGAAUGGAAAUGCCUUGGCUGAACCUAUGAGUGUGGAGUGUAGAAGCACUGAUCUUGGUUCUUCUCUGAAUAUGGGGAUCACCACUGCCACAAAUGACUUAAAUAAAGGUGUUCCUCUUCUCUCCUGUCCGAAAGACCCUUGUCCCAACCCCAGUAAUAUCCCAGUUUCAACUGCUUCAGGACUUGCUGACAACCUGUCAGCCCUGACCCCUGAACACUGCCCUGGUGACUCUGCCCAAGAGAACCUGAGGGAAAAUACCCUGACUACUGAUGAGGGGGUGCUGGGAGCUGUUGGAUCCCCACACUCCCCUCUGGCCAUCUCACCCAAAAGGGAAAAUUCAGAAACAGACACAAGCAGGGAAACUGGUCCUGGAGCUGGGGCAUGGUGUGAUGACAGGUUGGGGCUAGGGUUAGGUUUAGGAUUAGGGUCGGGGUCUGAAUUUGGAGUCUGGGGAGCAGGGGAGUCUCUUUCACUGUCUCUGGGGAAGAGGUAUGAAUUAGAGGCAGAGAGUCUGCUCAUGUGUGACACACAGGGCCAAAGCACACAGACUGUUGUGGUUCCCAAUAUGAGCAGUGAAGUAUACAAAAAUUAUGACAAUGUUCUGGGUUCUGUUCUGGAUGAGGAAGAUAACAACAGUCUGUGUGGAAAGAGAGACCAAAUGGCGGAUGAGGAAUUGGUAGGAGAGGGAGCUUCUGAGUCCAACUUGGCCCGUUGGAAGUCCAUUGAGGAGAUCUCAGAAGCAGGGGGAGGAGAAGAUGGAAGCUCCAGAUUCCCGGAGGACGAUGUCAGUAAUCUAAAUCCAGACAAUGAUGGCCAUAACACAGACACACAAAUACAAGACACUUGGAAUAAUUCUAACAAUAACAAUGACACUGCCUUUGACUCCUUAGAGUCCAUGAGUGGAAGUCUGAAUGCUCUAUCAGAGGAAGUGAGACCCCAGAGUGUGAGUGUCAGUGUCAGAGACUCUGUGUCUAAUAUUCCACUUGAAGAGAUGCCAUCUCGGGUUUCAGACACAAUUCCUGAUGAAGAGCAAGAACCAAUGGGCAGCUCCUUAAACCAGCCAUUGGACACAACACAGACACCAUCCUCAAAGGAAGGUCUCUGUAGCUUCUCUGUGCCACUAGUUGAAACUCAUGUGGACAAAUCUAUUAGCAACCAACAUCUUGGUUCACCAGAUAAAGCCAAGUCAAGAUGUCAUACUAGUCCAGAGUGUCAGACAAUCACUCCAGAGAGUAAUACAGCAUUUUCUUUGCUACAUGGAUCCUUUGGUUCAUUUACUCCUAAAUGUAAAUCUAAUGAAUCCAGAUCAAGUAGAGUUCAUCAAGACAAGGUGGAAAAUACUGGUUCCCAGUCAGAACCAGAGAUGGUGGUGGAGCCUCAGAUUGAAGGCCAAAGAAAAGGUGAUGCCAGUCCUGUGACUGACAAACUUGUUGAAGAACCAAAGACUAAAGAUGCCUUUACAGGACAGCAGUGUGUUGUUUAUAACUCAGGGGAAGAGGAUGAGGAAGAAAAAUCAGAAGAGAAAAUGAAAGAGAGAGGUGAACAGAAAGAUAAGAACAAAAAGGAAAGAAAAACCUCUCCUGCACAGAAUGCCCCAGAACACUCUGCGUGUCAGACCCCUAAGGGGGAGCUUUGCACAGAUAAACCAAAUGUUACUAAGAAAGGGAGGAGAGGGAAGCAGAACAAACGCAGGACAUCCCAGACAGGCAGUCAUGUUGACUCUAGCCCUGAAUCUGUCGAUGAUUCAAAGAAACCUUCUGUUCCAUUAAAUACCACAGCAGAUGGAUGGUCAAAGGGGAUCACAGAUGAUUCUAAAACUAUGACAGGACAAAAUUCAAACAAUAAAGCAUCAUCAACGGACUGUCAGAAAAGGACAUCUGGCAGAGACAACACUGAAUCCGGUUCGCAGAUGCAGGGGGAUAACAGUCUCAGUCCUGAUGUCAAAAGUCCCAGUCAUGGACACUGCAGUUCUACCGAGCAUUCCCCAGACAACCUCAAUGUUGUGGUGGCAAUGAAUCAAGAAUUACAUCAGAAACAGGGAGUGCUUGAUAACAGACAGGGGGUGCUUGAUAACAGACCGCUAUCUGGUCAGAGGGGAAUUGCAGUGGACAUUAAUGAUAACAACAUAGAUACUGGCCACAGCCCACCUACCCAGGACACCAUAUUAUACUCUUUCACUCCACUUUCUUCCUCAACAUCUCCUGUUUCCUCCUCCUCCCCUCUCCCUUGUGCUUCAACAGAGCCAGAAGAUGAUCUUCCCACACCUGUGCAGGAAUCCCAACCUGUCAUCUCCACCCAACAACAGUCUUCACUGUCUGUGUGCCACACCACCUCUACCCUUUGCUCCCCCUCACCUACAAGCCAACCAGCCCCUCUUACCCAAUUUCCUCCAAACAACAACCUCCAAGAGGUCACUGUUGCCCUUCCUACAUCAACUACAUCUGCCACAAGUGUCUCUUUGCCCUCAUCCUCCACUGCGGUGCCGCAUAGCCUCUCCCAGCCUACCCAGGAGUCAUCUUCACGUGGGUCUGGGGCUCCAGAUUCAGACUCCAUUUCUCUUCCCCAUACUCAGUCCUUGUCACAGUCUCAGCCUAAUGUCAACAUUGAGCCUCACAAACAAAUCAAGCAAGGUCGCUCAUGGAGCACACAAGACAGAUGCAGAGGUCCCAGUUUGGCUGAGGAGGAGACAGACAGUGAGGAUGAUGGUGGACUGCCUCGACGUGGUCACAGAUCCCAGCCUAGGGGAGUUGCAGGAAACAGAAAUGGAUCCAUGCAGAAAGAGUCUGGUCCAUCCAAUCAAAUGGAAAUCCAGCCUUUCUCUGCCCGCCAACUUACUGACAGACAGUCAGGCUGUCCAAUCAACCACAGCCACAAGAUUUCUGAAGAGAUUGACCUAUCCUUCAAAAACAAUUGUUCCAUAGUGGCCUCCUGUAAUGAGUCUGAGAGUGAGGGGUCAGUGCCUGAGCUAGAGGAACCGGAGCCACUGAGACCAUCAGAGCCGCAGUCAAUCUCCUCUGCAGAUGAAGGGCUGAACAGACCGAAACAGAGCCGUAGUGAGAAGAAGGCCCGCAAGGCCAUGUCUAAACUGGGUCUGAAGCCGGUCCAUGGUGUGACCAGAAUCACCAUUAGGAAGUCAAAGAGUAUCCUGUUUGUUAUCAGCAGACCAGAUGUAUUCAAAAGCCCUGCAUCAGACAUUUAUAUCGUAUUUGGAGAGGCAAAGAUUGAGGACCUAUCUCAGCAGGCUCACAAGGCAGCUGCCGAGAAAUUCAAGGUGCCUGUGACCUCUUCUCCUUUAGCCCCUCCUGUCCCACCCAGCCUCACCAUCAAGGAGGAAAGUGAGGAGGAGGAAGAAGAGAUGGACGAAGGAGGUCUUGAGCAGAGAGACAUUGAGCUAGUGAUGGCUCAGGCCAAUGUGUCACGAGCCAAGGCCGUCCGCGCACUGAAACACAACAAGAAUGACAUUGUGAAUGCUAUCAUGGAGCUGACCAUGUGAGUGAUGAGGACAAUUUGAAUCCUGACCCCCUCCUCCAGCCUAUAAAGCCUAAAUGCCACUGACUCUUCUGUAUCGCUGCUACUGUAUGUUGCAUCCCCAAUAUCUGCUAAAUAAAGUCUGUUACAACGUGA
This is a messenger RNA of Thunnus maccoyii (southern bluefin tuna), 6849 nucleotides long. RefSeq names its product NAC alpha domain containing (gene nacad). The transcript has 8 exons. Bases 365 to 6718 code for a protein of 2117 amino acids. Gene Ontology annotation, biological process: protein targeting to membrane. Gene Ontology annotation, cellular component: cytoplasm; nascent polypeptide-associated complex. The record is from RefSeq and is a predicted model, not a curated record. NCBI's taxonomy places the organism in Eukaryota, Metazoa, Chordata, Actinopteri, Scombriformes, Scombridae.